Molecule: messenger RNA, 5721 nt
Organism: Podospora pseudocomata
Lineage: Eukaryota; Fungi; Ascomycota; Sordariomycetes; Sordariales; Podosporaceae
Exons: 5
Coding region: 1878-4010 (710 amino acids)
Source: RefSeq, a predicted model, not a curated record
UUUUUAUGUUAAUUUUUAUUUUAUUUUUUUAUUUUUUUUUAUUGGCUGCCCGCCUGGUAUUAGGCACUGUACACUCGACGCCCUUGGCUAGGUUCCUUUGAGAACGGUUGUUUGUGCCUUCCACUUUUUGCCUUUUUGGAGUCUCAGACGGGACUUUCCAACAGAAGCCCCUCCCUCGCACCCCUCACUCACCCCUCUCCUCCGUCCGUCCCCCGCCCCCCAGCAAAGCACCAAAGCACAGCGCUGGCUGGCUGGCUUGCUGGCUGGACGGAUCAGGGAGGGGAAAAAGAAGCGGCCCCUGCAAGAAGGAAGGGUGCGGCCGCUCAUGUCUUUGACGGUCUUUUUUUACGCAGCGCUGUGUACGGUACAGUAGCUUACGGUACGUACAGGGGAUCCACCUGCUGCAGUCCACCAACAGCGGCGCUCGGUUUGGCUGGCAAAAGAUGCCGCCGAUGCGAGCGAGACCUGCGAGUGAUCGAGGAUCCCUCUUACUCUCUCUUCCUUGCUGCUUUUUUUUCUUGCGAGGGUAAGAGAGGUAGCGGGUUGGAGGUGGCUCUUACUAGUGUCUGCUCUGCAGUCCCGCCUGUGACCAGCGAGUGACCAGAAACGAAUUGAUUACGGGUGACUCUUGGUGACUCGGUGACCUGACCUGACAUGACCAAGCCCAUCCAGCCAGCCUUGACUUGGACUUGACUGGGCUCGUCCUGCUAAGAAAACUGAUACCUACUUGGGCUUGAAACUGGAACUUGCUCGACGGGACAAGUGCCUUGCCUUUUUUUGCUCCGCCCUGCCCCCCAUGUUCCAUGCUCAGGCUCCAUGCUGCUUCGGGUCUUUCUUGCUUUUGAUGAUACAAAACCGACACGAUCCCCAACAGCCUGUUCCGCCCGUUCCCUUUCUUCUCCCUUUUUGCUCUCUUCCCGACACCUGCCUUCCCUCAACACACAGCCGAACCCGUAUCCUCACCACCAUCCCUUUGAGGUCUUUGCUCUCCUGUUCAGCUUUUGUGUCCUUGUCGGAGCACAUCUCCAACCAAGCGCUUUUAUCUUCUGCCUCUCGGCUUAUCGGCGGUUUUCCUUCUGGUCUUAUCAGUCCUCUGGCCCGGUGUGGAGUCUGGAGCUCGGUCUAUCUAAGCUGUCACCUCAUACGUGGGAUUUAUGAAUGAAUAAGUGAGCAACCAAGAGCAAUUCACCCCCCACCCCUCCCCUCCCUCUGGGAUUUUGCAGGGGCGUGAUGGGCAGAGCCUGCCGCCGGAGGGCACGAGACUGCUGUGGGCAGUUAGAUUUUUCUUGGAGAUGAAUAAUAACUGACUCCGCCGGUUGCGCUCAAGUUGCAGAGUAGAAAACUUCCACGAACAUUGCCCUUGAUUUGCGACUGCCUGGCCUCAGCGAGUAUAUCUGGUGAUAACACGACGGCGAAAGUGAGCAUCACUCUAACCCUGUCCACGACCCCGAAACGAGCCCGUUUUUGCGGUUGGGAAGACUCGGACACGCUGGACAUUUACUUAUGCAUGGUGGAGGAUCAAAGUUUCAGCUUUGCCAGUCGUAAAUCUGGGCCAUCGAGGUUCUCAGCCACUAGACUGAGCCAAUAUUCAACCUAACCAUCACGAAGUCCCACCACCGGCUGGAAGCAAGAGAGGAUUACGAGCCAGAGCAUUUUUAGGGAACGGCAGAGCGGUGAGAGCCACAAGCUCAGGAGCUUCGCUUUCUUUGUCCAAAACACCUGGGACAGUUGCCAUCUCCGCUGAAAGGAGCCCAACCACGGAUCAGGAAGUUCACGGCGGAAACUGCAGCAGCCUCACACCCCCAUAGGCUAUCUACUGCAGCUACCCGUUGUGAAUCGCAAUCAGAACCACGGUCCGGGUGACUGAGCAGAGCAGGAUGGAUCAAAUGGACUAUGAGAUGCACCAGGCCGAGGUGCCAACCUCUCAGGCGCCCGCACAUCCAGCAACGCAUUCCGGAUUCCAAGGUGUGCCACCACAGGGUCAGGGCGGUUGUCCCUUUUUCCGGAAUGAACAACAGCAUCGCCAGCCAUCAGGCUUGCCCCAUCUUCACCCCUCAUACCCGCACUACCACCAUGGCGUUAACUCUCUGUACCACCUGUCCAGACAAAACCAAGGACCCCACGCUCCUCGGCCAUCCCACAGCCGCAACCUCUCCCUUCAGCCACACCAUCACCCUCAACAGCCCAGCCACGGACAACUGCAACAGCAACAACAGCAACAACCACAACAACAACAGCCACAACAACCGCAGCAGCAGCAACAACACCAACAACACCAACAGCAACAACAACAACAGACUCAAAACCCCCCAUUGUCUCUGCCACUGCCUCAUUCCCAGUCCCACUCGCACUCGCACUCGCACUCCCUCUCUCAUCCCCAUCCGCACUCGCACUACGAUCCGAUCUACCCCGGAUGGUCCUCUUCGGCACAGAGCGCCAGUCCCGCAUAUCAGUGGGUGGCCCCCGCUUCUGUCCCCGGCCCUCCCCCGUCACAUGCCGUCCCGCUCCUUUCGGUUCCGUUGCAGCUGCAGUCAAUCUUGAGGCCGUCAGGCUCCGAUCAAUUCUUUCCCAACGGCGGAGCAGGGAGUACAAACCCUAGCGGGUCCAACUCUGUGCUACCCAGCUUUCACUCGAACCAAAAUCUUCCACAUCUCGAUUCCACCGUGCCACCACCCUUCUCCUUCCCCUACCGCCAUCCUUCUGCCCUCCACCGGUUUUCGGUGGCGCCAGCUAUUCAGAACCACCAGAGCCACUCGGGCUUGCCACAAGCCCCGUCUUUUCCUCAAGCGUCAACCCAAAACCAAACCCACCAACUUUACCAGACUCAGCCUGGCCGGGAGGCGCUGUCUUCCGUAGCCAUGAAUACCGACCGCCCUUCUCCCGGCGAUGCUCCCCCCGCUCAGCCCUCCCAGGCAGCUUCGAGUACCAACAUGUCUUCCAACCCAAGUUCCGGAGCCGGCCCGGCGUCCUCUGGCUUGCCCCAGCCGGUCAAUGGCUCAGGGGAGCCGUCGAGACGAUCGGAUCGUGGCCCCGGGAGCAACAUGGCGUCCGGUCAGUUACCGCUUCCCGAACCUCGCCCAAUGACCGCCGGUGACUCGACCCUGGCCAUGUAUCGGGGGUUCAGUGGUGAACAACGCCGAAGCGUGAUUCGUCGAGCUCGUGCUGAGCUGGCCCAACCAACCGGCGACGACUACGAUGAAAGCGAAGAGGACUACAGCCCGAUCGACGACGACGAUGAAGCGUACCGCUUUGCCACCCAGUUCGGCCACGGAUACAUGCCGGACGAGAGUCGUCUCCGCCAACAGCAGCUUCUUCGUGGCCAGAUGUCGAGCAACAAGCGUGUGGCCUCCAAGAAAGCAUUGGCCUCGUUGCAGAGCGUCGAUAUGGAGAGCCUGACGGCAUCCGAGAGAACCUGUGUCAUUUGCUACAAUGACUUUGGAGUGACGAGUCCCGAGGGGAUCAGCGAGGCUCCGCUUCGACUUCCAAAGUGCAAGCACAUUUUCGGUGACCACUGCAUCAAGAAGUGGUUUGAAGAGUCUGACAGCUGCCCUUACUGCCGAGACAAGGUGCCUUCUGACCCUGUCAUGCCCCCCAGUGUUCAGGGAUAUAUUCGAGCGACGGCAGAGUUUGUAGGAAUGCCAUAUCGGCAUGGCCCAGAACCAGGCAGCCGAUUGCCUACCCACCCGCCGUCGAGAAGUGUCCAGAGCGGGGAGCGCCGGGCCUCUCCCUCCGACCCCUCGACCGAAAGCAUGCGGAGGACUCGGGCCCGUUUCGGUGCCGCCCGUGGCUACGGCCCUCCAGCUUCGAACUUUGCCACUCCUUCGGGCUCUCGCCCGGGGCCUCCCCAUGGUGCUUUCCCGAGCAUGGCCAGUUUUCCUGGCUCAGUUGGUGCUGCCCCCCCGGGGCCAUUCCAACCAAGUGGCCCGCCAGGAGCAAGCGCUCCAACCGGGUAUGGGCAGCAACAGCAACAUGGGCAGGGGCACCCUCUUCCCCGAUACUAUGCGCCAUAACCUGUUGCAGUUUUCGGCGCCGCCUGCACCGGCCGACUCUCUGAGGAGCCCUUCGAUCCUCCGUCCUAACCCGUCUGCUUUUCCGUCUUUGUUACCCGAUCUGAACGCACCAUGCACGCACCCAUUUUUGGCAGCUGUGCGUCAGGGAAUGUCCGCCCGCGGCGCGAACCCUACUCCUCAGCCGGCCCCAGCCCCCCGGAACUUGUCAAGAGCCAGACCGGGAUACAACUCGACAUACUCGACCACGAGGGACGGCCGGUCAAAUGCCGACUUGAUUGCGGAGGUAGAGGCUCAGUUGAGAGCAGAGACGCUUGGACCGGCUUCCAGCAGAACGUUGGGUGGCCCACAGGUCGUUCGCGAGCGGCUGCAUCAGCAACGGGCGUCAUCAACAAGCUUGCUCGCUCCCCAGCGAGGCUAUGGCCAUCCGCAGCCUCAGUUGCCCCAGAACACCCGCGGGGAAGCGGGUGAGCCGCCACAAAAACGACGUCGGAGCGGUAGCUUCAGCGAGGGGAAGCAGUGAGCGAGAGGCGGCCACUGACAACGAACCAGCUUUUGUGAUUUCUUUUUCUCUUUUUCCCUUCAUCCUUAAUACCCAAACUCGUCUCUUUUUUUUUUUUUUUUUUUUCCCAUCAACUCUGCGACGUUUUCGUCUCCUCUCCUGAUGCCUUUCCGGAGUCGAUCUAUACCAUGCCUCCCACUCUUUGUUUUCUCCUUUUCUUUUUUCUUUCCCACUCGUACCGCACAGACAAUAUGGGCAUAGACUUUUGAUUUUUUUCGGGAGCAACACAAAACGGCACAGCAGCUGAAGUUCUGAGACUUCUUUCUUCAAUCGCCACUAUUUUCUUUUCGGCGCUUUUUAACCUCGUGUGGCUUUGAUCAUUGCGAGCCACGGGUUACCAACAAGAACGGCGUUUUCUUUUUCGCCAGUGGGAGGAAAACGAAACGCGAUUUGGGAUGGCUUACGCGGGAGCUCGGUUUUUCGGUUCAGUUCACCAAGAGUGACUUUUCGUUUUCUUUGACUGGAGGGGUGGGAAGGAAAGGGAAUGGUUUUGGUUUUGGCUUGGUGCUGUUUUUUCUCAUUUGGCCUCAUUGCGAAAACGAAUCGGCUAUGAGAGGACAUUGUUCGGAAAGGGGGGAUUCAUGAUGGAGUUUUGUCACUUUUUUUCUCUUUUUUUUUUCUUUUUUUUUUUUACGUUGACAAUCAGUCUGCGAUUUGCGAUUCGGUGGGGAUUGCGUCCGGCAAGAAUGAGACCAGGCAGCGAAGAACGGGCAGCAAGUGAAUCUACGAGAACGGAGAAGGAAGAGAGAUUUGCAGCGGAGUGAGCAAAGGGCAUGGAAUAAGUGGACUGGACUGGAAGUGAUGAUGGGACGGGUAGUGGGAAUGGUAAUCUCGCCACUUUGAGGGGGGCGGUGGCUAGACGAGAUGAGAUGGGAUGGAUGGGAUCCGAUUUCGUGCCUUGGGCUAUUGUCUCUUUUAUACUUGUUACCCUGAAUUCGUCGUCACUUCGGUCUAGCUUCUUUCGUUGAUGCCUCCUAGCCUUGCGGUAAACAGGAGCAAAGGCUGGCGAAACAGAAUAGGGAGACUACAUCACUCUUCUCAAUAAGCGCUUGGUGUUCUGUGGGGUAGCUGUGAUUCGUGAAGAGGAAUAGCAGCAGAAUAAGCGAUGGUUAAAUAUGUUUUGCGGUGCAUGAAACCAAGCAGAGUGGAUAU